AGCAUGCCAAACUAUAGAUUCCAGCCGUAUUUCUUGCAGAAAUCCCUGCGUGGUUAGGAUUUUUAGGGUCAUUACACAUCGCAGAGCGAUCCGCGUUACUCUAUAUAAAGCAAAUCAUUUUUAUUUUAUUGCAUAAGUCAUGGAAGGCGCCCAUUCCGACAUUGCGAUGUAUAGGGAAUCGGACGACGCGGCCAUUAUAUCCUUCUUUGAGGAAAGCCCAGUCUCAGGCGAAGUUGUUGCAGAUGAAGUUGCAGCUUUCCUCCAAAGGCACUCCGAUGGGAGUCUUCCGUGCGGAGCAGGAGAUUGCGUAAGCACAAACAGGCCCAUUGUUGUAGUCACAUCGGGAGGCACGACUGUGCCAUUGGAGCGCCGCUGUGUCCGGUUCAUAGACAACUUCAGCGCUGGUACACGGGGGGCCCUCUCCACGGAGCAAUUCCUCGAGGCUGGCUAUGCUGUCAUCUUCCUCACGCGAACGGGCUCCCAGCAGCCCUUCUCGCACUUGCUGCCAUCCGCCGACCCCCCCGAGCUAGUCAGCCGCAUCGCUUGCCUGGCCCACCAGCCAGCAGCACCAGACCCGCCUUCGCUAGCAGCCAGCCCAACCCCUCAGUCAGUAAUGCCCAGCUGCCUAGGUGCGCCUCAGAGCAACAACUGCCAGACGCUAUCUACAGCUCCAGUAGCAGCACUUGCAGGCAGCAGUAGCACGGACGCCGGUUUGGUGCGGAUUCGUCCCGAGCACGCGGCGGCAGUAGCACAGGUCCUUCGGGCGCAGGAGACCAGUACCGAAGCUGGGACGCUACUGACGAUCAAGUAUGAAACGAUCUUUCAAUACUUAACGUACCUGCGGAUUAUCGCGGACCUGCUGCGGCCACUAGGCGCCCGGGCGAUGCUGUAUUUGGCAGCCGCAGUCAGCGACUUUUUCGUUCCCUGGAGCAAGCUGGUGGAACACAAAAUUCAGAGUUCCGAUGGUCCCCUGGUGUUGCAUCUCCAAAAGGUGCCCAAGAUGCUGGGUGCGUUGGUAAGUGAGUGGGCUCCGGGUGCCUUCGUGGUCAGCUUCAAGCUGGAAACCGACCAGCGAAUUCUCGUGGACAAGGCCAACACUGCGUUACAGCGCUACGGUGUGCAUCUGGUGGUGGCCAACCUGCUGCACAACCGCAAGGAUAUAGUCACGCUAGUGGAGCCAGCGGUGCAGGGCGCUGCUGCGCGGCAUGGAGGCGCUGACGGCACCGGUUGUGGCGGAGGCAGCAGCGGCAGCGGCAGCGGCAGUGCCGUACACGGGCAUACCGUGGCUGAGGAUGGGAAGGGGGACCGGGGCGGCGGCGGCGCCGCCGCCGCCGAUGGCGUGUAUGUGACGGAGAUACGGCGCCCGGCUGAGGAACCAAACAUUGAGAGAUUGCUGGUGGCGGAGGCUAUUCGUGAGACGGUCGCGACGGCGGUGAACACCAAGAUGCCGGGAGUUAAGAACUUACAGACGAAUGUGGUUAACUCUGGGGCGCUGGCACCGCUCACGGCACUGGCUCGGCGGGGCUACCCUGUAGCAUUUGAGGCUUUGCAAAUUUUAUCAUAUCGCAACACGCAUGUUUGCCAGCAGCUGGUGGAGAAAGGUGUCGUUGACCUUAUCUCCAACACGUUGAGCGACAGCAGUGUCGAUCUCCAAUGCGCCAUGUGUUUCCUGCUCACCGCGUUCGCGGCCUUCGCGGACUCCUCCCAUGCGCCCAUGAUGCGCUCGGGCCUGGUUCCCAAGCUCGUCAUGCUGUGCCGUACACAGGUGGCUGACGUGGCGGUGGAGACAGGCGCCCGAGUGGCCACCCUGCAGACCCGGGCUGCUGCCGUACUGCGAAACCUGGCUCACAACCAGCGCAACCAUGCGGUGCUCAUCCAAGCUGGGGCGGUGGACCCGCUCGUCAAUAUCAUGAGGAGCAGCGCGGACUCGGCAUCUCGCAUUAAUGCGGCUGUAGCAGUGGCCUGCCUUGUGGGCCACGAGGAGGGCAACCCGCGGCUACAGCUCGACGAGGACCUUGUGGGGGAGAUGCUGGAGGUGCUGGACUCGGCGUGUCAGGGUGCCAUGAAACACGGAGUCUUCUGGACGGUGUGGAAGUUGUGCCAGGGACUGGCGUCUCUGAGCGUCAACGAUAAGAACAAGGAAAUGAUAACGGCCAAGGGCGGUGUGGAGAUCCUGGCCGAGGUGGUGAUGGGUCGCCACCACAACCAGGAGACCGCGCACCGCUUCGCGCUGUCGGCUCUGUGGAACCUGGCCUUCAACGAGCGGAGCAAGGCGGUCAUCAUCGAGACACCCGGGCUCGUGGACUCCAUCAGGAACAUUCUAGCAUCCUCGGAGUCGCCCAAGACGCGGGAGGUGGCCAAGGGGGCGCUAUGGACGCUGGGGCUGGAGCAGGACGUGAAGAGCCUGCAGGAGGGCGGAGGGCGGCUGGUGGCGGGUGACGGAGGCGAGACGGAGGCGCACACACAGCACGUGAUGUUGUCGUACGAGUGGGGCUGCCAGCAGUCCGUCAUGCUGAUCAAGAGCGAGCUGCAGAAGGCGGGGUAUAUGACCUGGAUGGAUAUAGACAAGAUGAGCGGUAGCACCCUGGAGGCGAUGGCGAAGGCUGUGGAGGACUCAGCGGCGGUGCUGGUGUGCGUCAGCAAGCGCUACAAGGAGAGCCAGGCCUGCCGUACAGAGGCAGAGUACGCUUUCCAGCAGCGGAAGAAGAUUGUCCCGGUGUUGAUGGAAGCAGACUAUAAACCCACGGGCUGGCUGGGAGCGCUUAUGGGUACGCGACUGUACUUCAACAUGUCGGAUGUACGGCAGAUCCCGUCCAAGAUGGGGAUCAACGCCACAGCCAACGGUGAUGCGCCGAUUCGCGCCUCGACCUCUCUGGCAGUCGUGACGGCAUCCGACAGGGCGGACUCUUGGAACGUGUAUGAGGUGGAGGAGUGGCUGAAACGCAUCAAGUGCGCGGACUACGUGGGCACAUUCCGGGAGCACAGCAUGGACGGCGUCGCUCUGAGUGGACUGUACCGUAUGGGCACCGAUAUGCGGUUCCUGCAUGAGACGCUUCGGAGCGAGUUCGGCGUCACGGUGAUGGGUCACCGGCUCCGGCUGAUAGAGGAGCUCAACAAACUGUUUGGGUGA
Messenger RNA from Volvox carteri f. nagariensis, 3130 nucleotides. RefSeq lists its product as uncharacterized. Gene Ontology annotation, biological process: signal transduction. Gene Ontology annotation, molecular function: protein binding. NCBI's taxonomy places the organism in Eukaryota, Viridiplantae, Chlorophyta, Chlorophyceae, Chlamydomonadales, Volvocaceae. The transcript is spliced from 16 exons. Bases 140 to 3130 code for a protein of 996 amino acids. The record is from RefSeq and is a predicted model, not a curated record.